CAUUUGUUCCCUCAUCUACCUGUUUUCUCAACGGCCAGUAAGGGGCAUAACUGUCAUUUUUCUCCUAUCUGAAAAACAACAACUGAGAUAGCAACCAGCCAGCAGCAAUAAGAGAAAAAUAAAAAUACAGAAGUACCACAUUAUGUUAGUUUUACACUAAAACUCACUCUACUCAAGCAGUUGAAGUUGCCGUUACCAAAAUAAACAUCAAAGUUUACAAACUUAAUCAUACCCUUUAAUUUAUCAAGUCUUCAUUCUUGCAAUGAUGCCUCUCUCUCACCAGUUGUUUCUUUUCUUUGCUUCUACUCUAUAGACUAUAGCUUUUCUUUUAUUUCAAGAACAUAGAAAAAGAUUUGAUCUUUCACUCCAAACUGAGUUCUAUUUUCUUGAAGAAUCAUUACCCAUUUGAGAAAAAAGCUGAAAUGGAAACUGGUUCGAGCUCAAAUUCUGCAAGUAAGAAGGAGAAACAAAAAGAGGGAGCUAAUAAGACAAAAACAAAGCUAGCCUCUAUGUUGCCAAAGAUCGAACCUUUUGUGCCAAGAACUGAUCAUCUUAAUCCAAGAGAACUGAGAUCUUGGGCUAAAAGGACUGGUUUUGUCUCUACUUUUUCUAGUGAAACUGCUGCAAGUAACAGUGAGAAGUUUGAUACUAGAGCUGGUUUUGACUUGGAGAAGGGUCCUGACCAUCAUAAGAAUGGUGGAUCGUCUCCGAAAAUUGAGAUUGACCCGGUUCUGGGUCGGACGAGACCUGCUAGAGGGUCAGAAAUUGAAUCAGAUUUGGGUUCUGCGUCUAGGCCAGGUAAUGGGUUAAGGAAUUGGAAAGAGCGGAAUUUUGGGUUGUUGAGAGAUGAGAAUAACAAGAGAAAUGGAGAUGAGUCCGUUUUGAGAGUUAAAGAACAGGAAAGGAAAGUCGAGCUAAAUGGAAAUGGAAAUGCGAAUGUAAAUGGAAGUGGAAAUGAAAUCCCACUAAUUGCUCCGGGUUUAGAGCCGAAGAAGGAGGAAGAAAAUGGUGGAAAUGAUAUUGGAAUUGAGAUGUAUCCUGGUGGUGGGAAUGAACCUGAUGAUGGAGGGUGGCACAGACAAAGUGGAAUGAGAUUCGGUUUGAGAGAUAAUCCUGGUUUUGUACCACUUAUAUAUUAUGGUCUGCAACACUAUUUAUCACUGGCUGGCUCACUGAUUUUCAUCCCCUUAAUCAUUGUACCAGCCAUGGGAGGAACAGAUAAAGACACUGCUAUAGUGAUUUCUACAAUACUGCUGAUCUCUGGCAUAACAACAAUACUGCAUUCCUACUUUGGUACCAGACUUCCAUUAGUUCAAGGUAGUUCAUUUGUGUUUCUGGCACCAGCAUUGAUUAUCAUGAAUGCACAGGAGUACCGGAAUCUCUCUGAACAUAAAUUCAGGCACAUAAUGAGGGAGCUCCAGGGAGCUAUAAUUGUUGGUUCAAUAUUUCAAAGCAUCAUGGGAUUCACUGGUUUAAUGUCCCUCCUUCUACGAUUGAUUAAUCCAGUGGUAGUUGCACCAACUGUUGCUGCAGUAGGUUUAGCAUUCUUUAGUUAUGGUUUUCCGCAAGCUGGUAGUUGUGUGGAAAUUAGCAUACCUCUAAUACUUUUAGUUCUUAUAUUCACCCUGUAUCUUCGAGGAAUAUCUAUCUUCGGACAUCGCUUAUUCCGAGUUUAUGCAGUUCCCCUGAGUGUCGUGAUUAUAUGGACAUAUGCAUUCUUUCUGACAGCUGGUGGAGCGUAUAAUUUCAAAGGUUGUAGCCCUGACAUACCCAGUUCGAAUAUUUUGGUCGACUCGUGUAGAAAGCAUGCAUAUACAAUGCAGCGUUGUAGGACUGAUGUUUCUAAUGCAUGGAGAACUUCUGCCUGGGUCAGAAUUCCUUAUCCUCUACAAUGGGGUAUCCCAAUUUUCCAUCUAAGGACUUCCUUGAUCAUGAUAAUAGUAUCACUGGUUGCAUCAGUGGAUUCGGUUGGAACAUAUCAUUCUACAUCCUUGCUAGUUAACUCAAAGCCUCCAACUCCUGGAAUUGUCAGCAGAGGAAUCGCAAUGGAGGGAUUCUGCAGCGUAUUGGCUGGACUUUGGGGUUCAGGUACUGGUUCAACCACCUUGACAGAAAAUGUGCACACCAUCAACAUAACUAAGGUGGCUAGUCGCAGAGCUGUGGUUAUUGGAGCAUUUUUCUUGAUCCUCUUCUCAUUUGUAGGGAAAGUGGGUGCCAUUCUUGCUUCAAUACCACUGGCAUUAGCUGCUGGGAUACUUUGCUUCAUGUGGGGCCUUAUUGCUGCAUUGGGUCUCUCAACUUUGCAGUACAGUCAAACUGCAAGUUUUAGAAAUAUCGCCAUAGUAGGUGUUUCAUUGUUCCUAGGCAUGUCAAUUCCUGCCUAUUUUCAGCAGUAUCAACCUGAAACCAGCUUAAUACUACCAAGCUAUUUUGUUCCCUAUUCGGCAGCAUCAAAUGGACCAGUCCACACCAGCAGUAAACAAUUUGAUUUUGCAAUAAAUGCGCUCAUGUCGUUGAACAUGGUGGUGACUCUCUUGGUGGCAUUUGUGCUUGAUAACACAGUCCCUGGUACCCGACAAGAAAGAGGGGUGUAUAUAUGGUCACAUCCUGAAGACUUGGUAACUGAUCCAUCUUUACAUGCUGAUUAUUCUCUUCCAGGAAAGGUUUCCCGGUUUUUCUGCUGUUUGAGAUGUUUGCAUACAUAAUAUAUAGCUUUUGGCAAAAUGUAAAAAAAAGUUUAUUGCAUCACUUUCAGCAGCACACAGCACACAGCAUAUGCUCAUGAGUAGUAGAUGUGGUUUGUGAAGUUCCUAGGUUGAAAUACUGUUUGCUUAGAUUGGGGCCAUGAAGAUAAAGCAGCUCACACAUAGUAUUAGUAAUCUUUAGAGGUUAAUACACGAAUUCCAUACAUCACUGAUUCAGUGACAUUGUAUUUUAUAAUAGAAAGAAACGUGGUUGAAUUCAGAUAAUGUCAAUAGUCAUUCUUUGAAA
Ricinus communis (castor bean) is the source of this 2991-nucleotide messenger RNA. Its product is annotated as nucleobase-ascorbate transporter 11. Bases 423 to 2705 code for a protein of 760 amino acids. Gene Ontology annotation, biological process: transmembrane transport. Gene Ontology annotation, cellular component: plasma membrane. The transcript has 10 exons. The record is from RefSeq and is a predicted model, not a curated record. Gene Ontology annotation, molecular function: transmembrane transporter activity. NCBI's taxonomy places the organism in Eukaryota, Viridiplantae, Streptophyta, Magnoliopsida, Malpighiales, Euphorbiaceae.